Eruca vesicaria subsp. sativa (arugula) is the source of this 1475-nucleotide messenger RNA. The record is from the annotation of a GenBank genome assembly. NCBI's taxonomy places the organism in Eukaryota, Viridiplantae, Streptophyta, Magnoliopsida, Brassicales, Brassicaceae.
CACAGAGCUCAGGCACCACUUCCCUCUCGCCACCACCGCCAUGGAACCGCAAAACCAAAUCCUCCUCGGGAAAUACGAACUCGGUCGCCGUCUCGGCAGCGGAAGCUUCGCCAAAGUCCAUCUAGCACGCUCCAUCGCAACCAACGACCUCGUCGCCGUCAAAAUCAUCGACAAGAAGAAGACAAUCGACUCCAACAUGGAGCCGAGGAUCAUCCGGGAGAUAGACGCGAUGCGUCGUCUCCGCGACCAUCCAAACAUCCUCCAGAUCCACGAAGUCAUGGCCACCAGAUCCAAGAUCUACCUCGUCAUGGAACUCGCCGCCGGCGGCGAGCUUUUCUCCAAACUCCUCCGCCGCGGCCGUCUCCCCGAAUCCACCGCCCGCCGCUACUUCCAGCAGCUCGCCUCCGCGCUCAGCUUCUCCCACCGCGACGGCGUCGCUCACCGCGACGUGAAGCCGCAGAACCUCCUCUUAGACAGCGAAGGGAACCUCAAGGUCUCCGACUUCGGCUUAUCCGCCUUGCCGGAGCAUCUCCGAGACGGAUUGCUCCACACGGCGUGCGGUACGCCGGCGUACACGGCUCCCGAGGUUAUAUCGCGGCGGGGAUACGACGGAGCGAAGGCUGACGCGUGGUCCUGCGGCGUGAUUCUGUUCGUCCUCCUCGUCGGUGAAGUUCCGUUCGACGACUCGAAUAUCGCCUCGAUGUAUCGGAAGAUUCAGCGGAGGGAUUACAAGUUCCCGAGCUGGAUCUCGAAGCAAGCGAAGUCGGUUAUAUACCAGAUGCUUGAUCCCAAUCCUGUGACGAGGAUGAGUAUCGAGGCGGUUAUGAAAACCGGGUGGUUUAAUAAAGGCUUAGAUGCUUCUGUUAUUAAUUUAUGCGAACCGGAACCGGUUAUGGAGAAGUUGAGUUCGAUCACCGCUUUUGAUUUGAUCUCGCUUUCCUCGGGGUUGGAUCUAUCCGGUUUGUUUGAGAGUAAGAAGAAGAGAGAGAGGAGGUUCACGGCGAAGGUUUCGGCCGUGGAGGUGGAGGAGGAAGCGAAGGUGAUUGGGGAGAGGUUGGGUUAUACGGUGAGGAAGACGAAGAAGGAAGUUGUGUUGGGAAGUGGAAGGACGGCGAUUGUUGUGGAGGCGGUGGAGUUAGCUGUGGGUGUUGUGGUGGUUGAUGUGAAAGUUGUUGACGGAGAAGAAGGAGAUUCACGGUGGUCCGAUUUGAUAACGGAGUUUGAAGUUGUAGUUCUCUCGUGGCACAGUGACGUCAUGUAAAUAUUUUGUGACGUGUAGUUUUUUUUUGCUUUUUUGUUCAGUUUUGUUAUAAGUGACGUCAUAAGGAAUUUCAGAAACGGCUUCAGAAUCUUUGUCAUCAUUGAUCUUUCGUUGUACAUGUUGAUCAUACAGUUUGUGAUGUAUAUACUUCGCGUCUUGUUACACGAUUCAAGAAAAUGUAUAUGGUUUAUAUAUAACUCAACUAUCUCUUCCA